CUUGCAUCAAGUAAGAAGAAGCACGCUAUGUAUUAAAAAAUUUCGCUUGUAUACAAACAAAUUUGUAAAUAACUAAACAAGUAUUAAUUUUCAACAAUGAGCACAAAUACUUUCGGAAAUGGUUUAGGAUUAGACAAAUAUAGUAGUGAAGAUUUCUUCAAUAUGCUUUUGCGUUAUGGAUUAUUUGCAGGAGCUAUAUUUCAGCUUUUUUGCAUCGGAGCAUCGAUUUUCCUACCGCCAACUUGCGAAGAGUCAAUUUGUGCAGAGGCAAAUGUGGACUGCAAGGUUCACGGCGAAACGGCCAAUAAUAUACGACAACAACAACGGUUGCACAAAUUAUUGCUUGCAACGAUGAACAAACCACUGAUUGCGGUAUCGUAUCUGAUUGUGUGGUAGAAAACACAAAAAUUUGCGCAAUGGGCAAGCAAACUGUUUGCUUCAGAUAUUUUGAAUCUAUGUGUCAUCUAAAGUAUGAGGAAUGCAAAAAACAACAAGAGUACAUCGUUUUUUUGGACGUAUACUGUGACAACCCAGCUUUUAUGUGUAGUAAAGAAGAUGAAGAUUUUGAUUGAGUGAUUAAAAGGAGCUCAAAUAUAUUUAUAUGUAUCUACAUGUAUCUACUUCGUUAGUGUAUAAGCGCACCGCUCAAGAAUUUUUGUAACUGCAUAUGUAUGUGUGUUUGUAUAUGCACACAAGUAAUUUAUGCAAAUAAACACGUUUUGAGAUAAUCUUA
This is a messenger RNA of Rhagoletis zephyria (snowberry fruit fly), 733 nucleotides long. RefSeq names its product protein anon-73B1. Gene Ontology annotation, cellular component: membrane. NCBI's taxonomy places the organism in Eukaryota, Metazoa, Arthropoda, Insecta, Diptera, Tephritidae. The record is from RefSeq and is a predicted model, not a curated record.